GUCGCGGAAGUUACCGAAUUAAACUACAACUUCAAAGUCGAGGUCGUCGCGAUUUGUCAUCGUCUGCGCUAACUCGACGUUGCGUUGCGCCUGCGCCGGAUUUCUUUACAACGCGGACUACAGACCCUUGACCUACAAAGAAUCAUUUAUAAUUUUUUCUAGGAAUUAGCAGAAUAAUUGAUAAAGGACACGUAAAUACUAUCUUGGUGUGUGGCAAGUGCUACGGCACCGAAUGAGCGGCGGAGCGCGGGCGGCGGGCGCAGUGCUCGGUGCCCACUCGGUGACUCGGCCAUCAGUUUCCACUAGCCAUUCGAGCUCAACGGCCGUGUCGAUUGUGCGUCAGUGUCCUCGCCAAUGUUAUGAUACGAGUGCGUGGAGUUGUUUAAGAUGUUUGCCUCAGUCGCAGUGUGUCCGUUCUGUGUACCAGUUUGUAGUGCUUAAGGUGGAUUCCGGACUGUAUCAGGCCGUGGAGCACGGCCGGCCACUCGAGCGCUCCCGGGCGAUGUAUGUCAUUAAUUUAGAGAUGUCGCGGGAUACCGGCGGUGCAGAAGGGGGCGGGGGCACGGGCCGCUCUCCGUCCCCGCCGCGAGCGCCGCCCGACUCUUCCUUCCACCACCAGAUUAUGCAGAGUCACAGUCCCAGAAAGAACCAUAUCGCGGAGAGGGCCAAACAGACAUUAGAGAAUAGUUUCCUGUUGCAAUUGAAGAAGCAGCAACAGUUACAGCAAGAGAUAUUGUUGCAGCACUUCCAGCAGCAACGGCAGCAGCUAGCCGAGCAGCACGAGCAGCAGAUCAGGCAUCACUUAAAGCUAUGGGAGCAGCAGAAGGCGAUGGAGGAGGCGGCUUUGCGCGAGGCGAGGGAGGCCAGAGAGGCCAGGGAGGCGAGGGAAGCGAGGGAAGCGCGUGACGUUCGCGAGAGAGGGGACCUGCGCAAGAAGGACAAGCUCGAACAUUGCGCCACCGCCUCCACGCAGGUCAAGCAGAAGCUGCAGGAGUUCCUGAAGAAGAAACAGGCGGCCGCCACCGCCAACGGCGCGUUGCCCGGCUCGCCCUAUAGGAAUUGGGGCAUCGUGAAGUCGUCAUCGGGCGAGUCGAUGCCGUCGGGCGCUGCGGCGGGGGCGCACCCCUACCGUCUACCCGCCCCGCUCGCCGCUCCUCUGCCGCUCGCGCUCCCCGCGCCCGCUGCGCCCGACUACCCGCUCAGAAAAACCGCGUCGGAGCCCAACAUGCUGAAGGUGCGGCUGAAGGCGAGGGUCAUCGAGCGUCGAGCGUCGCCCCUGGCCCGCCGCCCCCUCAAGACGCGCCCGAAGCCUCGCAGUGAGUACAAAGCCUCGCUUUCGUCCGCGCGUGUCGUUCGUCUCUCACGACUGUACUUUCACGCAGACUGCGAAGCGGGAUCGCCGCGAGGCUCCCCGCCGGGCGCCGUGGGCAGCAGCACGCCCAUCCGCGAAGAGGAGGAGACGGGCCGUUCGCCGGAGCCACUCUUCUCGUCGCCGUCGCUGCCCAACAUCUCAUUGGGGCGGCCCCUGGCAGCGCACUGUCCCCCGCCCGCGCCGCCGCCCGCGCUGCCGCCGCUCUGCGAGUCCGAGCCCUACUGCGGCGCCGCAGCCCUAAGCGCACGCCUGGCCAAGAGGCCCCUGGGGCGCACGCACUCGGCGCCUCUGCCCCUCGGAGACCCUGCGCUGCAUCCUCAUCUGCCGCACCACUAUUUGCGCGACCAAAUCAGGAAGACAGUGUUGACUCGCGCGCACGACGCAGCCGCCGCACAACUGCGAGAGGAGGAGGGUGAGGUGAUCGAUCUCACGAGGAAGCCCUGCCCCGUCCCUCCCGCCGCGCCUCCCGUGCCGCCGCCGCCGCCCCUCGCCGCUGCGCCCCUCGCUCGCGCCCUGUCUUCGCCGCUGGUGGGGGCGCGACAGCCGCCCACGGGGCUCGCCUACGACGCCCUCAUGCUCAAGCACGGCUGCUCGUGUGGCGCCCACGCGCCCACGCACCCCGAGCACGGAGGCCGCCUGCAGUCCGUUUGGGCGCGCCUCUGCGAGACGGGCCUCGCGGCGCAAACGGAGCGUACACGCGCACGCAAGGCGACGUUCGACGAGCUCGCGAGCGUGCAUUCGGAGGCGCACGUGGCGGCCUUCGCCGGUCGAGGCCGCGACGCCAAAGAACCGCGCGGGCGCGCGCUGCGUCUCGUGCGGCUGGCGUGCGGCGGCCUCGGCGUCGACGCCGACACGCCCUGGAGCGAGGCGCACACGCCGGCCGCCGCGAGGCUAGCCGCCGGCGCCCUGCUCGACCUGGCGCUGCGCACGGCGCGCAACGAGCUACGCAACGGAUUCGCCGUCGUGCGGCCGCCGGGCCACCACGCCGAGCCCGACCAGGCGAUGGGCUUCUGCUUCUUCAACAACGUGGCUAUCGCGGCCCGGCAGCUGCGGCUACGGCUCGGGCUGCGGCGCGUGCUCGUCGUCGACUGGGACGUGCACCAUGGCAACGGCACGCAGCAGGCCUUCUACGAGGACCCGGGCGUGCUCUACGUGUCGCUGCACCGCCACGACGACGGCAACUUCUUCCCGGGCACGGGCGCCGCCGACGAGUGCGGCGCCGGCGCCGGCCUCGGCUUCACGGUCAACGUGCCGUGGCCGGGUCGGCCGCCGCUGGCCGACGCCGAGUACCUGGCCGCCUUCCGAACGGUCGUCAUGCCCGUCGCCAAGGAGUACGACCCGGAGAUCGUGCUCGUGUCGUGCGGCUUCGACGCGGCCGCCGGCCACCCGGCGCCCAUGGGAGGCUACAGCGUGACGGCCGCGUGCUUCGCGCACAUGACGCGCGAGCUGAUGCAGCUGGCCAACGGCAAGGUGGUCCUGUCGCUUGAGGGCGGCUACGACCUGCCCGCCAUGUGCGACUGCGCCCAGGAGUGCGUGCGCGCGUUGCUCGGCGAGCGCAUCGCGGCGCCGCCGCUGAGCGAGCUGGCGCGGACGCCGGCGCCCCACGCCGUCGCGGCGCUGCGGGCCGUGGCGGCGGCACAGGCGGCGCACUGGCCCGCGGUCGCGCGCGCUCUGCCGCUGGCGACGCUGAGCGCGCUGGAGGCGGCGCCGGCCGUGGCGGGCGCGCGUCUCGGCUCGCUGCAGACCGAGCGGGACGCGGCGGACACGGCGGCGGCCAUGGCGACGCUGUCCAUGCACCAGCCGGGGCCGGCGGCGCCGAGCCACUCCGGGAGCUCCCGCUCGGCGUCCGAGGAGCCGAUGGAGCAGGACGACGCCAAGUGAGGCGACGCCGCGGACCCGGCUGUCUCCCUGAGGCUCCCCGCCGCGGGAGCUCUUCUCCGAGCGAGGCGCUCCGCCCCGCCCGAGAGCCUCACGUUCCGCGCGGCCGCCCGACUCCACCCGAAAUGUCGAGUCGAGGCUUCGAGGCCUUCGGGCCGCGCAUCCGGAGGUGGUCGGCUUCGGCCUCUCGCAGACCGAAGAGCGGCGGAGCGCAAAUGCUAUUUUUGUACGAAGGGACACUUCGGCGCCUUCUUUUGUAAAUAGAAGAUAAAUAGAUAAAUGGCGAAACGCGAGUCGCGUGAAAGAUUAUAUUUAUAUAGAGAUAACGUGUAACGUGGAAGGUGCAAUCCCAGAAGUGCAAUAUUAAUCGCCAUGCCCCUCGCGCCCCCUUCGGGGCUCGACCCGUGCGAACGGUUUUUAUGUUUUAAUAGAAGCGGCGUCGGAUGUUAUUUUUGUGAAGCUGCGGCCGCCGGCUUCGGCCGUCUUUUGUAUUGAAAUGUUGAAUAUUAAAAAUGUAUAUCGAUCAAAAUCGACUUGUUGGCGAGGACGAGGAUUCGAUCCUCGGGCGAAGAGACGUAUAACGAUGUUGUGUCUUUAAAGUUUUAUUGUUGAAAUGGAAAAGUAAAAAUAUUUAUUAAAAUGUAUAUAUUAAAUAAAUAAAUAUAUAUAUAUAUUUG
Messenger RNA from Pieris brassicae (large cabbage white), 3927 nucleotides. It is a transcript of the gene HDAC4, whose product is annotated as histone deacetylase 5. Lineage: Eukaryota; Metazoa; Arthropoda; Insecta; Lepidoptera; Pieridae. Gene Ontology annotation, molecular function: histone deacetylase activity. The transcript has 9 exons. Gene Ontology annotation, cellular component: histone deacetylase complex. The record is from RefSeq and is a predicted model, not a curated record. Bases 233 to 3253 code for a protein of 1006 amino acids. Gene Ontology annotation, biological process: chromatin organization; negative regulation of transcription by RNA polymerase II.